This is a messenger RNA of Camelina sativa (false flax), 1383 nucleotides long. Its product is annotated as protein STRICTOSIDINE SYNTHASE-LIKE 9-like. The record is from RefSeq and is a predicted model, not a curated record. Gene Ontology annotation, molecular function: hydrolase activity. Gene Ontology annotation, cellular component: endomembrane system. NCBI's taxonomy places the organism in Eukaryota, Viridiplantae, Streptophyta, Magnoliopsida, Brassicales, Brassicaceae.
UGAUUUACAAAAACAUAUAUACUCGAGAGAGCAGAUCCAUACGAAUCAUAUCUAUACAUACAAGGAAAGCUAUAUUAACUUUGCUGAUCUUACGGGAUUGACAUAUUGACCAAACAGCUUCACGGCCAAGUCACCUAUAACCAUGACGAAACCAACUGCAAUUAGAGUAAACCGAUAGCUAACCUGAAACCAAUCUCCAACAAUAAUGCCGCUUAAUCAAAAAGUUCCGACUUGGUUCGUUGUUCCGGCUGUGCUGGCCGUCUUGUCCUUAAUCUUGUAUCGGAUCACAAUUGUGCCGGGAGAUAUAGAGGGCGCCAAAAAUAUAUUGGCAUUGGCUAAGACCAUUCCAACUCCUGUUGUUGGACCUGAGAGCAUUGAGUUUGACCCACAAGGAGAAGGUCCUUAUGCUGCCAUGGUGGACGGCCGUAUUCUCAAGUGGCUCGGCGAUGAUCUCGGCUGGGUUGAGUUUGCAUACACAUCUCCUCGCAGAGGGAACUGUUCAAGAUAUGACGUGGUGCCUACUUGUGGAAGGCCAUUGGGACUUACUUUUGAGAAGAAAACGGGAGAUUUGUACAUCUGCGAUGGUUACUUGGGGCUCAUGAAGGUUGGACCACAGGGAGGCCUGGCCGAGUUACUUGUUGAUGAAGCCGAAGGUCGUAAAAUUAUGUUUGCCAACCAAGGGGAUAUGGACGAAGAGGAUGAUGUCUUCUACUUCAAUGAUAGUAGUGACAAGUAUCAUUUCAGGGACGUAUUUUUGGAGGGUGUCAGUGGUGACCCAUCAGGAAGAGUGAUCAGAUACGAUAAGAAGACGAAAGAGGCCAAAGUUGUCAUGGACAAUCUUCGUUGUAACAACGGUUUGGCUCUAAACAAAGACCGGUCUUUCCUAAUUACAUGUGAGUCUGCCACGAGUCUUGUCCACAGAUACUGGAUCAAAGGUCCCAAGGCCGGGACUCGUGAUAUCUUUACGAAAGUCCCGGGUUAUCCCGACAACAUCCGGUUGACAUCAACGGGAGGCUUUUGGAUUGGUAUACAUUGCAAAAAGAACUUAAUAGGGAAACUGAUUUUGAGAUACAAAUGGCUUGGAAAAUUGGUUGAAAAGACAGUAAGUCUGAAGUACGUGAUUGGUUUUAUCAACGGAUUUAAGCCGCAUGGGGUUGCCGUGAAAAUAUCCGGAGAGACGGGAGAAGUUCUUGAGGUACUUGAAGACAAAGAAGGAAAGACAAUGAAGUAUGUAAGCGAGGCUUAUGAGAGAGAUGAUGGAAAGUUAUGGUUUGGGUCUGUUUACUGGCCAGCCAUAUGGGUUCUUGAUCGCAAAUGAGUGAUCAUGUUGUAUUUUACUUGUGAGUUUUGAAUUUUAAUAAAUGUGUAUAUAUUUUAAAUCAA